This is a messenger RNA of Trichosporon asahii var. asahii CBS 2479, 1170 nucleotides long. RefSeq lists its product as uncharacterized. NCBI's taxonomy places the organism in Eukaryota, Fungi, Basidiomycota, Tremellomycetes, Trichosporonales, Trichosporonaceae. The record is from RefSeq and is a predicted model, not a curated record. The transcript has 2 exons. Bases 1 to 1170 code for a protein of 389 amino acids.
AUGCCAGGCACGACGAUAACCGAUCGAGUUCUGCGAUCCUGCUCCCCGCGCCGUCCCUCGUCCCUCGUCCCUCACUCUCGGCCAUCCCGACUGGCGCCUGACGUUGGGCGAGUUACAACUUGCACCGCAUACGCGAUCACGACUCUUGAACUGCACGUUCCCCCUGUAUCUCGACUUUUGUUCUUGUCCCAACACACUCUUUCUCGCCACCCCGUCUUUCCUUUCACUCCGCUCCAACCGACACCGACGCAUCAUGUCGCACCGGCCAUCCACGUCCUCGCGCCAGAGCUCCCCCGAGGACGCCCCCGUCGUCACGAUCGGCACGAAGGGGCGGCGGAUGAAGGAGAAGCUCGCAGCGCGUGGGGAGCGGCAGUCGCCGAGUCGGUCGACAACCUCCACCUCUGGAGCGACGGGGACAUGACGAUCCACAGCGCCGACGGCGUCACCUUCCGCGUGCAGUCGUACCACCUCCUGAGUGCGUCCUCCGUGUUCCGGGACCUGUUCGCGAUCGGCUCUGGGCCGCGCGAGCUCUCCCUUUCGGACGAGAGCAUCGAGACCGCCCCGGUCAUGCGCAUGUUCCUCGACCUCGUCACCCUCGGCAGGCUGCACGUCUACCUGCCCCCGACGGUCGUGGAGGCGGAACCGACCGAACUCCGCGCCAUCCGCGCAUUGUAUGCGCUCGUCCACUUUCUACAAAAGUACGAGUGUCGCGUGCAGCUGCGCACCGUGCUGGUCGAGGUGAGGCAGCGCGUCGAUGCGGGCGACUGGCCGCCCUUCCUUGGUUUCGUCGUCGGGGCCGUGGCCGACGACGAGAGGACGUGGUCCGGCGCCCUCCAGCAUCGCACCACCACUUGGGAUCGGUACAUUGAAAACGUGGCCGUGAGCUGGACAGCAAUGAACGUCCGCCGCCUCCUGGGUCAGAGCACGCUCGAUCCCCGCUGCCUGCCUUACGACUUUUGGAUCAUGUGCCCGCCAGAGUUCAUGUGGGCCCUCACUGUCAGCUGGGCCGGGAAGGACUGCCCGCCCGAAAUCUUCCACCUCCAGGUCCGCACCACCCUCGCUGACCUCCGGAAAGGCAGAUGCGAUCAGAACCGCAUGUCCCAGUUUGGAAUGCUCGGACAGGGCCUUGGAUCCGACAGCUCAUCGAGACCCAACACCCCUGGCGCCUAA